This is a messenger RNA of Homarus americanus (American lobster), 2417 nucleotides long. Its product is annotated as myb-like protein A. The record is from RefSeq and is a predicted model, not a curated record. Bases 966 to 2417 code for a protein of 483 amino acids. The transcript is spliced from 5 exons. NCBI's taxonomy places the organism in Eukaryota, Metazoa, Arthropoda, Malacostraca, Decapoda, Nephropidae.
CGGUGAGGUAAGGUGCACACGCUCCACCUGUCGUAGUUAUUACACACGCACACAAACACCUACAGGGAGCAGCAAUAUUUCAACGACGGCCGCCACGUGAAAGCUGGAAAUAGUAGUGGGAAAACGUGCAGUGAAAUUGGUUGCUUGCGUGGAAGUACUUUAAUGGUAGAACAGUGAAUUUGGUGAUAUUUAUUAAUGUUAAAGAUGUAGUGAACUUGGUGGGUAUGUAUUAGAGCUAAAGAUGUAGUCAGUUUAAUUAAUGUAAAGAACUUGGCGCCAAAUGCCUGAGUGAACUUAGAAAUUAUUUAUAUUCAUUCAAAAGCUGUAAUGAACUUAAUAAUGUUGGCGCUAAGGACACCGUGAACUCAAUAAUAUUGGCGCUAAGAACACAAUGAACUUAAUGACAUUGGCGCUAAGAACACAGUGAACUUAAUGACAUUGGCGCUAAGAACACAGUGAACUUAAUAACAUUGGCGCUAAGGACACAUUGAACUCAAUAAUAUUGGCGCUAAGGACACAUUGAAUUCACUAAUAUUGGCGCUAAGGCCACUGAACUUGAUAAUAUCGGCCCCGAAGAAACCUUGAACUUGAUAAUAUUUGAAUUAGAACAGACAAAAAUAAUUAUUGAUUAUAUAAGAAAAAAUCUCUUCAUUCAAAUACUAAACAAAUUACGGAGAUGAAUUUUAAUAGCAUCAAGAUAUAAAAAAAUAAGAAAACUUUCGAAAAUUUGUCAUUUACUUCCGGUUGACUAAAGAAAAUGAUUCCCGAGAAUUUGACAUAAACAGCAUUAGUGAGGAGUGAGCCACUUAAGAAAUGCUUUCAUAGAGCUACCUGAUACACCUACAGAUAGAGAAGAGAAUGGGUGAGAGAGAUGAGGGUGUGACAUAUACACAUUAAGAUAUCAAGAGAGUGUGUCCGUUGGUGACGCUGACUGACAAACACACACAGUAAGAGCUGAAAUAACCAUGAAGAGACACGAACCUCCAGUGUCGCCUUCAUCGUCCUCGUCCUCGUCGUCGUCGUCGUCGCCCUCCAGGUCCUCGUCCUCGACCCUGACAAUGAUGGUCAGGUGGGGGAGUUCCCGCAGACACCCACUCCCCCCAAGUGACUCUCAAGACCUCGAGGAUGAUGUCACUCUUACUGAGGGUGGAGGAGGAGGUGGUCAAGACGAUGACUCUUUGCCAAGGUCGCCAGCAUCAACUAGAACUGACCGACGUUUCAUAAGGACUCAAGCAUACGACCUAGAGACCCCUGAAGACUUUCCCCAGCCCAGACUGCCGCGGGUCGAGCUGCGGCGACCAUCCUGCGGCAGUGGCAGCAGCGGGAACGGCGGCAGAAAGAACAGGAGGGAGCAGCUGAGUCUACAGAUAGAAUGCCCUCUCCAUAGACCUGAUAAUAACAAGACGCCAUCAUACAUCAAGAAGAAACAACAGCAGAAGAAAGAGGCUAAUAACAAUCCUCCUCCUUGCUUCAGAUUUAGUAUCACAAAGUCCCCAGACGAUCCUGUGGAGAUUCCUGAGGAGUCUACCAGGCCGCCAGGAGGCUCUCAAAGGCCCAAAUACGAGGUUCUGCCAUAUGACCCUCAUCCUAAGUUGUUUAGGGAAGGGUCCUUCAGCCUUAGGAAGGACUACCUCACAGCCUACGACGCUUACAGGACCCGGAGGUCUUCCUUUGGAUGUGAAUACACCAAGGAUUCCACCUACAGCUGGGAGGAUCAGGGCCCUGCUACUCCUGAUGGAGUCAUGGACAACGCCUGCAUGGGGGGAUCCCUCGGCAACCUACUGGCCCUGAUGGAAAGGCAUAUCGCUGCUCAGAACCUCGCCAACAAUAAUAGCAACAAUAACAGCGCUAACAAUAGCAGUAAUAACAGUCCUACCAGCAUUCACUACCUGUUACCCAAUAACAAUACGUACAACCCCCGUGACGGCUCCAGUCAUCACCAGCACUUCCUUAGUCCGCCUGGUGACCCCAUCUGGUCAGGGCACCAAGAGCCUCCCUCACGCCGCCAGACUCGCCCGCUCACACACCAGCCUCCUCCACCCAGAGAACAUCUCCCUGGGUCGGUCGUCACGCUCCCAAGGGGACCUCAUGAACGUGGGGAGAACCUCCAAUUCCACCAAAAGCCGCAAGUGGACCACCUUACGGGGUCUGGCGGCCAUAGAGUUAUUCCUGAAUCCUCAUUAGAACAUCUUUUUUUCAUCACGGAUGAGAGACUGUCCCCCACACUCGACCAGGAUGAGACGUCCCCCAUACUCGGCCAGGAUGAAGAUCGUCUCCUCAUACUCGACCAGGAUGAGAGACUGUCCUCACACUCGACCAGGAUGAGAGACCGUCCCCUCAUACUCGGCCAGGAUGAAGAUCCCUCCCAUACUCAGGAUGACCAGGAUGAGAGAGCAUCCCUCAUACUCGACAGAUGA